AUGCCCAAUGCCCUGACAUUGUUCAAAGCGAAUACCGUUAUCUCAGACGCUUGGUUACAAGCUUUCGACGCUCGCACCGUUGCCGUGCAGGGCAAUCUGGUUAUCACGACUCCCAAUAUGCAUUUCGUGCCGGAAUUCCAUCACUUCGAGCCAGAAAUUUUACAAGCCCGUGCAGAUGGUCGCUUUGGCGUGAUCGACUGCUUCCAAUGGCCUCAGGCUUACGACGAUACCUUUUGCCAUGCCACUUGCAUACCUCGAAAGGAGGCAUUUCCAUAUCCUCACCCGCUUCAUUGGGCUUGGUUCACCCCUACCCGGGAUGACCUUCAGCCCAUUCCCGGGAAUUCGUUUCCUGUGGGCACACUGGCAUCAGAUAAAGUCGACGGCUUGCAAUCCCUCUUCAAACUGGCGGAACAACGACUCCGCGAUUAUCGAAAGGUUCAUCCAGACAGAGGCCAAGUCAUAUACGGCCGCCUGAUGUCCCUCCGACACGCUGUCGCACGCUUAAAGUCCCACCCCCUCACUUUCCGUGAUCUUCUCAUUUUCGUCACCGAUGCUCAGCGUCUCUUUCUCGAUAUAUACUCUUACCUCGACUGGGGACUUGAAGCUCAACCUCUCACAACUUCAGGCUUUCGUCAUAAUGUUCGGGGCGAAUGGAUGGGUGCUUUCGUGCAGAGUAGCGACGUCUGCGAGAAAUUAUUCUGCGCCGGCGUCCCCGUUUGGUAUGUUCGUUCAAGCGCGUACAUUCCCCCGAGCAUGACGAUUGUCGAACCUGUCUUACUUACCCGUCCUGAUCACAUAAUAAUUGGCAUGUACGCGGAGGGCAGGAAAGUUCGCCCAUUCGAAGUCAUACACCGUGGUCCCGGUGGUCGUGAUCGCCAUGUGCACAUUCGCCGCCUAUACGCAGGCACAACACAUCUAGACCCCGAGGCAGCCAUCCCUCAACCAUCGUCCAGCUCGAAUCCCGGUCCUAAAGUAUCUAGUCUUGGCAAGGCGCCAUCUCGACAGAAGAGUAAGCCAAAACACCAACCAUACUCCAUUGAAGCUCGCCCUGCACGUCCUGCUCAGUCAGGCGAAUCCAGGAACAAGUGGCAAGACCCUGACACUCCUUACCUUCCGCCGCCGAACCUCCAUUGGGAAGCUGCGAUGAAAAUUGCAAUCAAGGACCAGUCUCGCAUUCACACGCCCUACGUUAUUGAUCGGGGGUAUAGAUUCCCUGAGCCUGCUCUUCUUAUCGGCCCCAAACUGGCUGAACGUCUGCAAGUAUACCUUGCCAAUUGGCUUGCAUGUCGUGCGCUGUGGGUAGGCCGAGUCGACCACGAUCCUCCACGCACUUAUCCCACUCCUCAACUAUGGCGCGACUUCCUUGGUAGUGUGCCUUCUGCCAACCCACAAUCUCAUAGGGAGAAAGAUCCUGACAGAAGGGGUCUUACAGCUACCGAGAAGCGGAAGCAGGUGAUGCAGGAGUUGUUUGGCGAUGAUGUGCUAGAAUCUCAGGGCGAUGUAUUUUCCCCAGAUGGAGUUGUGGAAUUUCGGGGUGAACAAUUUUCUGUCGCCAGUCUUACUAAUCCUUCCGCACUUCUAGCUCAGAAGGUCACAUGGGAGCUGUUUGAACUCGGCUUUCGAUACGAGUUGAGGGAUCUUGACCGUCACUUGGCACGGAGAGAAUGGAAAGAUGAUCCAGCUGGUCGCGAGCAACUCCUCCAUGGCAUCUUCCCGGGCGACGCUGGUCUAGUGAUGUGGUCAGAGCCGUUUCCGUCGGAACACUACGGGUUGUGGGAUAACACCCUGCAGGGCUGUCUUCCUUACGUGGAGAAUUUUCGCCUACUGCUUUGCGAUUGGGAUGGCGUGCCGCCUCUUCUUACGACCCCGCUGACAUCAGACAACUUCACAGAUACAAAAUCUUGGGAAGUCAAGCGUGUGGCGACGGCAUUUAUGUGCAGACAUUUUUUGAUCAUUUCGGCAGGCCCCCAAUCAUACCCCAUUCGCUUCCCAUGCAAUCAUGAUUCCAUAUAG
Molecule: messenger RNA, 2013 nt
Organism: Suillus clintonianus
Lineage: Eukaryota; Fungi; Basidiomycota; Agaricomycetes; Boletales; Suillaceae
Exons: 3
Coding region: 1-2013 (670 amino acids)
Source: RefSeq, a predicted model, not a curated record